Molecule: messenger RNA, 1398 nt
Organism: Aspergillus fumigatus Af293
Lineage: Eukaryota; Fungi; Ascomycota; Eurotiomycetes; Eurotiales; Aspergillaceae
Source: RefSeq, a predicted model, not a curated record
AUGGACUACUUUCGGGUUACGGACGUCUGGUACGAAAGGAUCGGAGGCAAAGUGGGAGCCAAAGUUCGCUUUGAGAAGCUGAGCCUUUCUACGAAGAGCUGGUGGGCAGCCAAAGGCUCUUCUGCUCCUGUUCCAUAUCAUCAGCGCCCUGAGAUUCAGGCCGAGUUCAACCGCUGUGCCACUUGCCAGACAGCUGUUCCACGUAUAUACAAUGAAGGCUGGAUGUGCCUGCAACCCACCUGCGACAGCUUCUGGAAACUCCACGGCUUCGAACCCCCUGUGGACCUUACGUUCCAUGCCAACUUCAUUGAAGCACGAACUUCUCCUGAUCCAGAAGUUGUGCCACACCACGACCUGGUACCCAAUCUGCUACAAACGUUAGAAGAAGACGGAGAAGGCGUCAGCUAUUCUCGAAUCGCAUGGAAGGGCAUUGUCUGUCCACGUUGCCAAAAGUGCAUAUCCCGGAAGUAUUGGCACGGCUGGAAAUGCACAGAUGAGCUCAUUCCGAUGUCGGGAAAAGGCGAGACAGGCUGCACAUUCGAGAAAAUGCUGACAGUGCAACCGGUUUCCCUACGAUCUGUUAUUGAUGACUUUGGCCUUGGGCCGCUUAAACGCGCUUAUCAUUUUGACGGCAGAUUUGCCAUACCAGACAUUGAUGAUAAGACGCUAUUUCCGUACAGAAAACUGACGUACCGAAUUCCAGGUGUAGGCAGCAUUACUCACUUUGUCGCUAACAGAAUAAUUAACAGUCGUCCUGACGGGCCCAACGAUCUAUUUCGACAGCUACAAGUUGCUGACCUUGGGCUGCGCCGCUAUCCAUUGCAGCACAGUGUUGUUGACUCCAGGCCCUUCACCGAUGCUCCGCAUGAAAUCAUGCGGGCCUUGGGCCGAUUGACGUGGGCAACUGAGCGAGCUGUAGCUGGAAGUGGAGAUGCCUUCCUCCCUCCAAAUGAGCUGCUCAUGCUUGGCUACUUUGAAGACAUGAAGAUUGGGUAUCAUGACGAUGGGGAGUCGUCUCUCGGACCAACGAUUGCCACGCUUUCCCUGGGUGCCAAGUCGGUCAUGUCAAUUCGGAUGAAGUACAAGUACUACAACGGCUUGUCGAAAACCAAGACACUCUUGAAAGAUGACCCCGUAUUGGUGGGUUGUAGGAUGGAAGCCGAACGACGGAGCCUGAAGGGUCAACUGGCAAACGGUGAGAUUGACCGGACGACAUAUGAUAGUCUACGACGCAAGACCUUGCAGAAGGGCAAAUGCGGAGAGGCUCCCAUAGAAAUCAAGAUGGAGCUGAACCAUGGAGACUUGGUAGUCAUGCACGGCGAGAACCUUCAGAAGUACUACGAGGUAAAUGAAUCCCCAAAGCCGUGCCUUAUCAAGGAAACGAUACUGAUGCUUUGA